AUGCCUCACGCAGUCUCUGACGAGGAAACCCACCUGGAUGUUGCCAUUAUUGGCGCAGGCUGGUACGGUCUUACAGCAGCCAAUACUUACCUCAAAUUGGAGCCUGAUACUCGCCUUGCUGUCUUUGACAAGUAUGACACAGUAGGGGGAACCUGGGCCAAAGACCGCAUCUAUCCCAAUCUUGUUGCUCAAGUUGAAUUCGGCUAUUUUAACUAUCCCUCCGCUCCCAUGUCGGAGGAUGGUAAACCGAAGAACAACCUUGUCACGGGUGACAUGAUCUGGAAAUAUCUGGAUAAGUUUGCCGAAGAUAACAAACUCAAACGAUACAUACAAUUCAACAGCUGGGUAUCCAGCGUUGAGCGUCACCCCAGCGGUGGAUGGCGGUUGGUCGUCAAUGGAAAGGUCAUCAACGCGGCUAAAGUUGUCUGCGCAGCGGGCAUCACGACCCAAACCAACAAGCCAGACUUUACUAUCAGGGACGAUUCGAUCCCGGCCAUCCAUGCCGUCGAAAUUGCCAAGAAGGCAUCUACUUUCCAAGAGCCCCAGAAUCAGCACUUUGUGCUCCUUGGUGCGGCCAAGGUGAUCCGAGACGAUGGGUCUGGUCCCAUGCCCAUUAUGCCAUCCAAGAUGCUAGGAAUGAACACAAUCACAGCUGGCGCCAAUCGUUUGAUGAACUACCUCAGCCCAUCGCUCAUGACUACCGAUACUGCACUCGGCGGUUUCUUCCAUCGAACGAUGGUCGGCCGCUGGCUGACCAGAUCUUACUGGGGUUACGUCACCAGCAAGGCAAACGAGGCCGCUGGAUUUGGAGGCAACGCAGGAAACGUUGAAGGUCUGAAGCCCCAGGUCCAGGACAACAGCUGUUUCUGGUGCGAGAGCUCCCUGGGCUUGAUCACUAUGGACGACUUCUGGACCACGCUGAAGAAGGCCGAUAUCAACAUCGUGCGGGACAAGGUGGACGUCGCAGACUCGACGGGCGUCACCCUGCGCUCUGGCAAGCGCGUCAACGCCGACUACGUCAUCUACGCCACCGGCUGGGGUGAUCACUUCAGCUUCUUCUCGCCAGAACUCAAGGAGGAGCUCGGCAUUCCACCUUACGGCGCACCAGUUCCUUCCAAGGAGGCGAAGCGCUCUCAGGCUGUGUCGACCAAGGUCGACCCUUGGUACUUUCACGACAAGGCAGCCGACCAGACCCUCGCCAAGAAGAUCCCGCUUUUGGCUGCCGGCCCCAAGGAUCUUGACGGCUGGAAGCGCCCAGGCCGCAAGAUGACGGUGCGGCGAUGGAGGCUGUACAACCGGACGCCUACCAUCUCGGAGGUGCAGUCGCUGUGGGCGGUUGCCUAUCUGCUAGGAGAGGUCACUCUUCCUGCCGAGGAAGACAUGAUCCAGGAGAUUGCAGAGUGGAACGCCUGGACGCGCCGUCGUUAUGGAAGCGUUGGGGAGCGUUACCCAUAUGCCCUUUUCGACUGGAUUCAAUAUCUCGACCGUCUUCUGCGUGAUCUAGACGUGAAGACUCAACGCAAUGGUGGCAAGAUUGCCGACUUCUUCACUCCUUACGGCCCGCACAGCUACAACGGGGUAGUGGAUGAAUACAUGACAGUCCGCAAGCCUAACUACCGGCUGAAGUACAAUUCGAAGAUGGCCCUACGCAACGGAGGCGAAAAGGCCAGUUCUUCUAGCUCACACUCCGACUAG
Truncatella angustata is the source of this 1695-nucleotide messenger RNA. RefSeq names its product flavin-binding monooxygenase-like family protein. Bases 1 to 1695 code for a protein of 564 amino acids. The transcript has 6 exons. NCBI's taxonomy places the organism in Eukaryota, Fungi, Ascomycota, Sordariomycetes, Amphisphaeriales, Sporocadaceae. The record is from RefSeq and is a predicted model, not a curated record. Gene Ontology annotation, molecular function: N,N-dimethylaniline monooxygenase activity; NADP binding; flavin adenine dinucleotide binding.